Messenger RNA from Vanrija pseudolonga, 1539 nucleotides. Its product is annotated as Efflux pump terJ. Gene Ontology annotation, cellular component: membrane. Lineage: Eukaryota; Fungi; Basidiomycota; Tremellomycetes; Trichosporonales; Trichosporonaceae. The coding region runs from base 1 to 1539 and encodes 512 amino acids. Gene Ontology annotation, biological process: transmembrane transport. The transcript is spliced from 2 exons. The record is from RefSeq and is a predicted model, not a curated record. Gene Ontology annotation, molecular function: transmembrane transporter activity.
AUGAGCAGCGCGUCGAUCGAUACGACCCUCCCCGUGGACGAGGAGAAGCUCCCCUCGAGAGGGGGCGAGCCACCCCCGGCGGACGAGCUCGCCGCCCACACCGCCACACCCAACCCCCUCGCCACACUAUCCCGCGCGCACAAGUUGGCCCUCCUCGCCCUGUUCAGCGUGUCAAUGUUCAUAGACGGCGCGGGCAUCGGCGCGGCGUUCCUCCUCACCUCGGCCAUCUCGGCGGACCUGGGCAUCGCGCCGGCCAACGAGGCGUGGGUGCUGGGGUCGUACAGCCUGGCGUUCGCUGCCGCCUUGCUCGCGGCCGGGAGGCUGGCCGACGUGUUUCCUCCCAACCGGGUAUUCGUGGUCGGAUUUGCCCUGCUCGGUGCGCUAUCCCUCGGCACGAGCUUCACGAGCGGCCAGUACGCUUUCUUCGUGCUCCGCGCGCUCGGCGGCCUCGUCGCGGUGCUCACUGUCCCGUCGGCGAUCAACAUGAUCGUGCAAAUGUACCCCGACCCGACGGAACAGGCGAAAUCCCUCGCGCUCUUCGGCCUCGCUGCCGGCCUGGCGAAUGUGCUCGCCCUGCUCAUCGCCGCCGUGUGCCUCCUCGCCUCGUGGCGGUGGUACUUCCGCCUCGUGGCCAUCGUCGUGUUGCCGCUCUCGGGCGCAGCGAUGGCACUCAUACCGCGCUCGCGGGCCGUCGCGGAGGCGCUGGACGGGAAGGCGAAGCUCGCGCGCAUGGACGUCGGGGGCGUGCUCCUCCUCUUUGGGGCGAUGGUGCUCUUCAUCACCGCGUUCACGCAGGCUCCGGCCGCGGGGUACGCCUCGGCGUUGUUCCUCGCGCCACUGCUCCUCUCGCUCGUGCUCUUCCCCGCGUUUCUGGUCUGGGAGGCGAAACGCCCACGCGGGACGACGCUCCUCCCACAUGAUAUUUGGCAGCUGCCCAACAUCCUCCCCCUCGUCGUAAUGGCGUCGCCCUCGUUCCUCUGGUUCGCGACGUACCAGCUCCGCCUGGCAACCUGGUUCCAAGACGCUCUGCACCUUUCUCCACUCCUCACGGCGGCCAAGCUGCUCCCCGCCGGCGUGACCUGCCUCGUUGUCGGGCUGCUCACCCAGCCCUUCCCCGCACUCGUGACGCGCCCCCGCGUCGUCCAGCCCAUCGCUGCCGCACUCAUGUGCACAUCGACCAUCCUCCUCUCGUUCUCUGAUGGCGGUCGUGGUGUCAAUUACCCUCGCUUCAUCCUCCCCUCCAUGCUGCUUGGCUUCACUGGGGGGAUGCUCAACUUUGUCGGCACGAGCACGGCCAUUACGCAGGCGUUUCCCGUCGAGUUUGCCGGCGUCGGUGGCAGCUUUGCCCAGGUCGUCUUCCAGGUGUUUGGAGUCCUCGGGCUCGCGGUACAGACUGCCCUCCUGGGCACAGGCAAGCAAGGGGACGACUGGACCGGCAGCCGUAACGGCUACCUGUUCACCUCGGCCUAUGCGCUCGUUGCCGGGCUGGUAUUCCUCGUCUCGUUCCGCCCACACGGGCCGGCGGCGGCCGCGGAGUAG